This is a messenger RNA of Quercus robur (English oak), 486 nucleotides long. RefSeq lists its product as uncharacterized. The transcript has a single exon. Bases 1 to 486 code for a protein of 161 amino acids. The record is from RefSeq and is a predicted model, not a curated record. Lineage: Eukaryota; Viridiplantae; Streptophyta; Magnoliopsida; Fagales; Fagaceae.
AUGGAAGCAACUUCUCUACGUUCCCUUGUACUCUCACCAUCUCCCUAUGUUGGCAACUCACUUUUAUUGCACAAGAGGAUGGGGUUCAUCAACUUCAAGUCCAGCCAAUUGAUCAAUAGGCCUCAUCCCAAAGCCAAUAUCGUUCAUGCAUCAAAUAAAAGAGAUGCAUACGGUCGUGAUUAUGAUGGCAAGGUGGUCGAUGAAAAUAUGAUCAUUCUCAGAAUGAGAAUUCAUGAGAUGAAGAUGGAGGAGACUCAUCAGGAGCCACCUUCUCAUUGGAUGGAAUGGGAGAAACAAUAUUUUGCUAAUUAUUAUUCGGAUGUUUGUGAAGCAAUGGGGUUUUUGCAGUCCCAACUGAUGAAUGCUAGGCCUAGCUUGGCUUUGGGAGUGGUGGCUCUUGUUAUGCUGAGCGUACCAAGUUCAAUGGUGUUCAUUAUGUUUCAUUUGGUGGAGAUAGCUAAGGUUGUAUUAGCUGGGAGUCCUUAG